UUUCUUCCUUUGCUGUACCCAACUCAACCCCGCGAAAAAAUUUUAUUUUUUUUCCAAAGGUCUUAUAAAAAAACCAAAAGAAAAUUAAUUUAUAUUUUAAAAGAAAAAAAAAAAAAAGAGGAAGAGGAAGAGAAAAACCCACCCAAACAAUUCCAAAAAAUAGAGUCUUUUCAUGAACCAUGAUUUGGUUUUGUUUCGAUCCAUAGAAAAUUCGAAAUGCGAAAGAAGCGAGCGUUUCAUUUUCUGAAUCGAGUGAUCGAAGGUUAAAGACAAAGAAGCUGAAGGAGAGAUUUUUAUUCAACUGAGAGAAACAGAGAAAACGGUAAAAAAAGGAGCAAUGGCGGGAGAAGGGAGAAGAUUCGAGAUUGGUUACGCGUUGUUGCCGAAGAAAGAGAACAGUUUCAUUCGAGAAUCGUUGGUGAAGCAAGCGAGGUCACGUGGAAUCGAUCUGGUUAAGAUCGAUAUGGGACGUCCUUUGGCUGAUCAAGGACCGUUUGAUUGCGUGCUUCACAAGUUGUACGGUGAGGAUUGGAGGAGUCAGCUUGAGGAUUUCCGUUCUCAAAACCCUAAUGCUGUAAUCAUUGAUUCUCCUGCUGCAAUCGAACGGCUCCACAAUAGGAUUUCGAUGCUCCAGGUGGUGUCCGAACUCAAGAUCGAAAAUCAAAGCGAAACCUUUGGGAUCCCUAAACAGAUCGUGAUUUACGAUCGGGAAACCUUGUUUGAUAACCAAGCUUGGGAAUUGCUCAAGUUUCCUGUUAUUGCGAAGCCCUUGGUAGCUGAUGGGAGUGCCAAAUCGCACAAAAUGGCUCUCGUUUUUAACCAUGAAGGGUUAAACAAGCUUAAACCCCCGAUUGUUUUGCAGGAGUUUAUUAACCAUGGAGGGGUUAUUUUCAAGGUUUAUGUGGUUGGGGAAUAUGUGAAAUGUGUUAAAAGGAAGUCAUUACCAGACGUUUCGCAGGAGAAAUUGAAUAGUUUACAAGGCUCUCUGUCGUUCUCUCAAGUAUCCAAUUUGGCUACUCAUCAGAAAAGUGAUGAUAAGUACUAUAAGAUGAUGCAUUUGGAGGACACUGAAUUGCCACCACAGAGUUUCAUGACGGAUAUUGCUAAGGGUUUGAGAAGGGCAAUGAACUUGAACUUGUUUAAUUUUGACGUGAUAAGAGAUACCCGAUUCGGAAAUCGUUAUCUCAUUAUCGACAUCAACUAUUUUCCGGGUUAUGCAAAAAUGCCAGGAUAUGAAACAGUUUUGACUGAUUUCUUUUGUGAUAUGGUCUAUAGUAAGGAAAGACAAGUGGUAGUGGAGAAGGAUUCAGUUGAGGAGUAUCUCCAGGAGGCGGUGGUAGGGAAUGAUGGAAGGCUGGUUCUUAGUUGUGAGAAAGAAAUAAGGAAAAUUGUGCCCAAUUCUUGCUGUAGCGAUGGGGAAGAAAUGGAGAACUCUAUCCAAGUUUGACACAGCUUUUAGGCUACUUGACUAUGAUAAAGGCAUAGCUCAGUCCGUUUUCAGAGGGUUGCUGCAAUUGUACAAGAAAUGGGAUCCUAGUGGUUCGUGGAGGCAAAGCCAAUUUCACAUCUUCCAUUUUUUAGACAUCAGUUUGAUACAAUGUUGAAAAAGCUAGGUUGGGAACUUUUGAGUUUAGUUGUAGCUUCUUGACAACAGUUACAUGGUAUGAAGUGUUAAUCAUGUAUAUUCUGUCCACCAACUUCUGGAGAUAGGUUUAUUGUCUUUCCGGAUUUGUCGCCACUGCCGAGUCUUACAAUCAAAGGGAACUUUUUAAAUGGUUUUGCUUUGAUGAAUCCACAAUAUUUGCUUCUUGGACAUUGAAAUAGAGCAUUGUUCCAAUGAAGUUGUGUUUUAGCUGAUGUGUAAUUUUUUUUCUUUUCUGCUGUAAUUGAUGUGAAUUUGGAUUGUUUGUGUUCUGUUGAGGCCUUUACAGGAAAAAGAACAUAUAUUUUUAGCUGUUAAAAUCAAGUCUUUGCCUACUAGGGUUAAUUUCUUUAAAAAAAUUAUAUUCUAAAAAUAAUGCCAUUAUCAGAACAGGCAAAAAAAUACCUGAAAAAAAUUAUAUUAAUAAACUAGCAGAAAGCAGGGUAACCGAGAACAAAGGAGAUGGAAAAGAGAGAAAACAUAAGGGAUAAAUUUGUAAACUCACAAUAGAAGCUACAACAAGCACGAUCUAAAAGGCAUCUUUGACAAAAUUAUCUCCAUUUAUUCGACAUUACAUAUAAGAAACGACCAGAAAUUCAAUCUUUUCAUGCUCUUUGUUUUUGUUUUUGUUUUUUUUUUUACUAAAAAACUCUACCAUUUGAUAACUGCAAUGUACAGUUUGAUAUGAAAACCAUGUAGGAUGAUCGAAAGACCGGAGCUGGUCACUCUCUGUUGAUAAUUAGUCCACCGCAAGAAGCUGGGGUGGGAGCGGUCUUUGCAGCCUGUUCAGAAGCAUUGGCUAAAGCCUGCAACAUUCUCAAAAUCUCGCUUCGGUCUUCCACGUAGUAUUUGGCCUUGCUCGGUUUCUGGCCGACAGUGCAAGCAAACACCUCGGCAACUGGGGAGAGACGGGGACUGGUCUUUGCAUGCAUGAUCACCUCGAACAUGUCCUCGUCUGACCGGUCGUCUCCGAUACAAAGAACGAAAUCCGGAAGCUUUCCUUUUUGUCUCAUUGUCGUGAGAAGAUGUUCAGCGACGAGACCCUUGUUCACACCCUGCGAAAUUAACAGCACGAAGCAAUUACAAGUUGAAUAAUACUGACCUGAUCAGUUACGUUGUAAGAAUAAUUGAGAUUGGUAUGCCUUUGUGUAUUUACUAACCUGAGGUUUAACUUCUACAACAUGCUGGCCACUCUUAACUGAAA
Molecule: messenger RNA, 2846 nt
Organism: Gossypium arboreum
Lineage: Eukaryota; Viridiplantae; Streptophyta; Magnoliopsida; Malvales; Malvaceae
Product: inositol-tetrakisphosphate 1-kinase 1-like
Exons: 2
Coding region: 338-1447 (369 amino acids)
Biological process (GO): inositol trisphosphate metabolic process
Cellular component (GO): cytoplasm
Molecular function (GO): inositol-3,4,5,6-tetrakisphosphate 1-kinase activity; inositol-1,3,4-trisphosphate 5-kinase activity; ATP binding
Source: RefSeq, a predicted model, not a curated record